Penicillium maclennaniae is the source of this 867-nucleotide messenger RNA. RefSeq names its product flavin reductase family protein. The record is from RefSeq and is a predicted model, not a curated record. Lineage: Eukaryota; Fungi; Ascomycota; Eurotiomycetes; Eurotiales; Aspergillaceae. The transcript has a single exon. Gene Ontology annotation, molecular function: riboflavin reductase (NADPH) activity; FMN binding. Bases 1 to 867 code for a protein of 288 amino acids.
AUGCAGUCGAGUAAUCCUAAUGUGCUUAUAGAGUCACUAAAUCCAAGCCUCUCUACCGCCACUUUCUCAUCUUCGCCCCUCCGAUACAACUCGCCGAGCUAUCAACAAUCGCAAUGCGCUCGGCGACACAACAGCAAUGCUGCCACUUCAUCGAAAGAAAAUGCCCCAAAAUCAAGCCAAAGGACAGCAGCAUCGACGCAAAUACCCCCAACAUCACCUCCCUCAUCAAUAUCCGAACAUGUCCGCCUCCUCAUGCGUCGCGUGCCCUACCCUGUCGCCAUCAUCACAGCCACCGACCCCACCGGUCCAGCAGAUACAUCCUCAUUUCGCGGCAUGACCGUUUCCUCCUUUAGCGCAGUAACCCUUUCGCCAGAUCCCGUGAUUUCAUUCAAUGUGCGGCGACCAUCAGAGACCUUGAAUGCGUUACUAGCCUCAGGGCGCUUUCUGGUUCACUUACUCGCACCCGGACCCGACACCGCCACGCUCGCUAGAGACUUUUCUAAAGGAAACACCACUCUAUCCUCGAUUCUGAACGGACAUGGAGACUUUGAAUUCAGGGCACUGGACGUUGAGUCGAAGACGCAAGCUAGCGAGGCCGAGAGACCACUUCCCAUCUUAAGACGGAAAAUCAAGGACUCGAAAGAAUUGCAGACCGUGGACUUCCCCUUCGUCUUCGAGUGCACUCUCCAUCCGAACAAGAUUGAUGUGCAUGAUCACUCUAUUGUGCUUGGCACGGUUGUACGCGCAAUCGAGGUGAAUGCCGAGGGUCUGGAACUCGAUUGCUCCGGUGUAGAUGAAAAUUCAUCGGCACACUUAUGUUUGACCUAUGCCAAUACUCGCUUCUGGAAGAUGGGAAGUGAGAUAUAA